AUGAAUCAUGUGGAUGUUCUUACCACUGCAUAUCACUUCAUAUACAAGAGAAGUAAUGGUGUCCUUGUUGAUAGGUCAUUCACUGCUACCAAAAACAUCUUGAAGGACUACAUCAUUGAGUUUAGGAGAAUCGAAUUUGAAUUUCAUUAUGUCUUCAAAACUGGUCAGACUCCUCAAUCUCCCAACACUUCCUUGGAAGGAAUUGAAGCAAUGUCGAUUGGAUCAAAAAAUGAUCUUGCGCUUGGGUAUGUCUAUCGACCAAAAGGAUCAUCCAAGAAGAAGUUCUUCAGGUAA
Lactuca virosa is the source of this 294-nucleotide messenger RNA. NCBI's taxonomy places the organism in Eukaryota, Viridiplantae, Streptophyta, Magnoliopsida, Asterales, Asteraceae. The record is from the annotation of a GenBank genome assembly.